AUCCUAACGUAAUAGGUGACUAAACACACAUUCCUAUGCUGGAGAUUUACAUAAUCCUUUAGAGCACUGUGAGAGUACCAGAGGCUUUGGCAGACAGAGGAAAACCUACGAAAGAGGAUGAACAAGCUGCAGAGACUGCUUCAGAACAAGAUCCUAAUCCUGACAAUAUGUGCUGCUGGGAUUGGAGGCACUUUCCAGUACGGUUACAACAUCUCCAUCAUCAAUGCUCCAGCCUCAUACAUCCAGAUGUUCAUGAACACGACCUGGCUGGAGCGCAUGGGCGUUCCCCUGGAGAGCAACGUCAUCCUGCUGCUCUGGUCCUUCACUGUCUCUGCCUACCCUCUGGGAGGCCUCACGGGGGCUGUGGUUGCUGGGCCCAUGGCCAUCAUGCUGGGCAGGAAGAUGUCCCUGCUGCUGAACAAUGUCUUUGUGAUCAUAGCUGCAACCUUGUCCGGCUUCAGCCGAAUGGCCAAAUCCUUUGAAAUGAUUAUGCUCAGCAGAUUUUUCACUGGUGUGAAUGCAGGUGUAAGCAUGAACAUUCAGCCCAUGUAUCUGGCAGAGAGUGCCCCAAAGAAGCUCAGAGGAGCUGUGGCCUUGACCUCUGCAUCGUUUACAGCCCUGGGGCUGGUGCUGGGGCAGGUUGUUGGACUCAGGGAGCUCCUAGGAGGGGAGGAGAACUGGCCAUUGCUCUUAGCAAGCAAUGUGGUUCCUGCUCUGAUCCAGCUCACAGCUCUGCCUUGGUUCCCUGAAAGUCCCAGAUAUCUCUUGAUUGACCGUGGAGACAAAGAAUCCUGCAUCUCUGCACUGCAGAAGCUCAGAGGCACCAGUGACCUGAGUGCAGAGCUGGAAGAGAUGCUGGCAGAGCAGGCUGCUGUUAAAGGCCAGAGAGCAAAGAACCCGUGGGAGCUGUUCCAGAACCCAGCUCUGAGGUGGCAGCUGGUGAGCAUCGUGGUGCUGAGCAGCGCCAUGCAGCUCUGCGGGAACGACUCGAUGUAUUUUUAUGCAGCCUAUGUGUUCCAAGAGGCUGGAAUUCCUCAGGACAAGAUCCCCUAUGUUGUAAUCGGCACGGGAAGCUGUGAGCUGAUCACAUCUGUCACUUGUAACAUGAUUAUAGACUACGCCGGUCGGAGGCCGCUGCUGCUGGGGGGAUAUAUCUUCAUGGCAGGAUGGGCCAUUGUCUUCAUGGUCGCUCUGAGCCAGCAGACUCAGAUUAGCUGGAUGCCUUAUCUCAGCAUGGCCUGCAUUUUCGCCUAUAUCCUGAGCUUUGGAAUCGGACCAGCUGGUGUAACAGGAGUUCUGCCCACAGAGGUUUUUGAUCAAAUGUCCCGCCCAGCUGCUUACAUGAUCUGUGGCUCCCUGCUCUGGUUCAACCUGUUUCUGGUUGGAACAGCCUUUCCAUUCAUUGUGAAGAGUCUAGCACAUUUCUGCUACAUCCCAUUCCUUGUGGUCUGUGUCUGCACUGCCCUCUACGUUUGGUUUUUCCUUCCUGAGACAAAGGGAAAGUCCUUCCUGGAAAUCUCGGAGGAGUUCAGGAAACGGAACUUCAGAACUAGGAGCCGUGCAGGUUUCUAUAAAGGCCCUGAGGAGAUCAAAACCACCACAUUGUAGCAGAAGAGAGGAAGAUGGUGUCUGGGGGAAUUCUGCAGUGAAUUCAGCAGUGGCUAUGUGCCCUUGCAGGGACACAAAGAGAGAACUUAGGGACAAUGUAUUUACUCUUAGGUUCACCUUGAAAACAUACACUUGAACUGAUAAAUCCAAGCAAAAGUUCAAUAAUCUGUUCUCAGCUUUUAGUACUGAGUAACACAUGUAUAUUUUAGAAUCCAUAUCAGAGAGUGACAGAAUGAUGCCUUAUUCUCUUAUCAUCAUACAACACCAUGUAACACUUUAGAAAAUUUCUUCACAAUUUCUCCAAACAGUAAUUCCCAUUUCAGAAGUCCUUCUUUCCUUGCCCCUGAAUCUGGGCUUUCUAACACAGAAAUUAAUGCGAUUAAAUUCUGUUUUCAGACACCAGAUGAAAUUUUCAGUACCUUGUCGUGGUGCUCCCGUUGUUUCUGUUAUUAAGUGAUUUCAAAUAGACCCCUACUUGUUAAGCAAUAGUGAACAGUUAAUUAUUUUCAGCUAUAAAAACAUGUGACAGAUGGAUUAGAAAGAAAGCUUCUAGUACUUGCUAAGUGGCUUAUUAUACAACAGACUUUUGGGCAUUGUUUUGCAGACUAUUUAUUCUGGACUGGUUUUCUUCAUGGCUUGUUUGUUGUCUUCCAGGCCUCUGUUGUAAAGCACAAGUAAUUCCCUGGUCCAGUUUGUUCUGCUCCCAGGGACACUGCUGGUGCAUCUUGUAGGGUUUUGCACCUGUGCAUCUGCUUUUGGAUGUGGAUCUUUAGAUCACACCACAGUGUUCUCUGCAGCAUGUCCUUGUUGUGUCCUUAGAGCACACUGGCAAAGACCCAGAUGUGACUGAUUCUUUUUAGUUAACCUGAUACAGAACAGGGAGCACUCCUCAUUGAACAUUUCACAGGCAUUGGCCUGACUGCUUAAGUUUCUUUUAGUUUCUUCUCAAAGUCAUCAUCAAGCCACCUCUUUUCUUUUGACUUUGUAUGAAAGUCACAGCACUGCUCAUGUUUGCAACAAAGAAGAAUACAUACAUUUUCAAAAUAAGUAGGUAAAGUUUCUUUCAGUGUAUUUUUAAACUAAAUUUUAAAGAAAAAUGCAGUGUUUUUGAAUAAAAAGACUAAAAAUUUCUGGAGUGUAUUACUAUCAUGCUGGGCAUGAGUGGAGCAGCAGAUCUAUUUCUCAGAAGAGGAAUCUGUGCAAGAACUCUCUUUCACUACCCAAAGUUUAUAACAUAUGAAAAAUAAAAACUUGUUUUCCUUUGUGGUUGCUGCUAUUUUAGAAUUCAUUAAUAUACAGACAUGGGCAAGAGCAGCUACCUCUGCUCUUGGAAAACACUGAGAUUUUGAAGUAUGCAGAAUUUUGAGGCAAGGCAAUCAAGAGCAGAAGUCCAGAGAAUUAGGAACUGAAAAGAUAUUUUUAAUUACUAUAGUUUGGAGAGAGCAGUGAGGGGAAAAUGGAAAGAGUCAAAGCAAAAAGUGCCACUACCAUCAUGAUGGUGGCAAAAUAUUCUGUGAUGAGAACCAGAGGAAGGAGAUGACAGAAGUGAAGCAGAGAAGAGUGAAGAAGGGAAGCAGUGGGGAGCAUGCAGGGAAGGAAGCAGGGAUGGAGUGAGGAGAUUGCCUGGGCAGAGGGAGAGGCCUGGCUCACUCUGCUGGAACAUUCAGGUCAGAGAAGUCCUCCAGUGUCCAGAGGUCCUCACCUUGGCCACUUCUGUGGCCACUCCCGUGAGUCAGGACUGUGCCACUUUUCCCACAGCCCUGCAAGGCAGAGGUCAUCUGCACCUGCCAGUGUGAAAGAGGCUUGGAGAGAAAUGACACACAUUUACUUGACUUCCUGACUUUUAGAGCUGGUUCUGUGAGUACAUGUGGCAGAAAACAUUAAUUCCAACUUCCAGCAUUUUUUUUUCUGACUAUGGCCUUAAAUCAGGGGUCUAUAAACUGAUUAAGCAAACACAGUGGUUAUAUUUUAGUUGGUUUAAGUUGUUAAAUUUUAAUGGAAGCAUUUAACAAGUUGGUUAAUUGAUAUUGAAUUAAAACACCUUCAACUGAGAAAUCUAUGACACUUGUUC
Molecule: messenger RNA, 3679 nt
Organism: Cyanistes caeruleus (blue tit)
Lineage: Eukaryota; Metazoa; Chordata; Aves; Passeriformes; Paridae
Product: solute carrier family 2, facilitated glucose transporter member 11-like
Biological process (GO): dehydroascorbic acid transport
Cellular component (GO): plasma membrane
Molecular function (GO): D-glucose transmembrane transporter activity
Source: RefSeq, a predicted model, not a curated record